Molecule: messenger RNA, 809 nt
Organism: Drosophila elegans
Lineage: Eukaryota; Metazoa; Arthropoda; Insecta; Diptera; Drosophilidae
Gene: msd1
Product: augmin complex subunit msd1
Exons: 2
Coding region: 173-577 (134 amino acids)
Source: RefSeq, a predicted model, not a curated record
UUAGGAAUAUUUUUAGAAUUGUUACAAGUAAUAAGUCUUAUCUCGAAGUUCAACAAACAUAAUUAAUUUAAAUUUCGAUAAAUACGGAGCAACUUCGAUAAGCAUGGUAUUUUAAUAGCUCUGUUGCCACGGUCACUCUGUUUCUCUGGCAAAACAAAACAACAAAUUCGAAAUGGGCGACGCUGUUGACAAAAUGUUGGCGGGAAUGGCUGCCAGUCGGCAGACCAUGAACAGACAGUUGGCCAAGAUAGACGAGAUAAUGGAGCGAUCGAACAACACACUGCUCCACAUCGAGUCCAACAGCAAGAACUUAUGUCCCGCGGAGUCCCAAAAGGUGUACAACAUAUCGCCGAAGUGUGAGCUGGCCCUGUCCAAGAUUCUGGAGAACUUCAAGCUGCUCAUGCGCAGCAGCGACCAGCGGGAGGAGGCCUGCAGCGCCCUGGAGGGCUGUCUGGCCUAUCGGCAUCGCGUGGAACACCUCGGCAGCUCCGUCCGCAAGCUGGUGGCCCUCUACGAAACCGUUGGCCAGAUGAGAAACCUCCAGGAGGAUCAGGAUGCUAGCGAGGAUUCGCCUUAAGAUGAAGAUUAAUAGUAGGAUACGCAUAUAAUUCCAUAACUUCAGUUGGUUACAUUUAAUGUCUGUUAAAUAUUAAAGAAUCCUGUUUCCCAUGAGUUACUUUAUUGCCCGGAAUUGUUCAACAACCGUGCAUACUUUGUAGUAAUUCUAUGAUAAAUAUUGUAAGUCUCAAUUUAGUCGGGAAUUGUAUGGUUAGUGGUAAGAUCAACGAAAUUAUAUAAAUUUGUCGAAA